Messenger RNA from Colletotrichum orchidophilum, 1677 nucleotides. Its product is annotated as RNA recognition domain-containing protein. Lineage: Eukaryota; Fungi; Ascomycota; Sordariomycetes; Glomerellales; Glomerellaceae. Bases 1 to 1677 code for a protein of 558 amino acids. Gene Ontology annotation, molecular function: RNA binding. The record is from RefSeq and is a predicted model, not a curated record. The transcript has 4 exons.
AUGGCAAAAGGGUCAAAACUCGCAGCCUCGAGCAAGGCCAUUGACCCCAACCUCGAUGCCCUCUUCGCAUCCAGUGCAGGACCUGUGAAGGCUCCCGAAAAGUCCAGGUAUUCUGAACUGCCUCCAACAAAGGUACAGCCCGCGCCUGGGGCUUCCGACGACGAUGAAGAGCUCCCCGAUGCCGAUGACGAAGAGUUGUCCGAGCUUGGUAGCGACGAGGAGAUUGACCUCGAAGAUAUCGCUGAAGAAGAAUCAUCGCCUGCAUCAAAAGAUGGCGAGGAGGAAGAGGAAGUGUCAGAACAAGUCGCGAAGCCAAAGAAGGAGCGCAAGCGCAAGAGGGUAGAGGACGAUAUCGAGGGCAAAUAUCUGAGCAAGCUUGCCGAGGCUGAGGAGAAGGAGAAGCCGGCCGAGAAGCGCACUAAGAAGGAGAGCAGAGAUGCGAAAGAGGGAGAGGAGGCUGCCUCAGAAACAUCAUCCGAGGGCGAGGGCGAGGGCGAGGAGGAAGAGGACUCUGAUGAAGAUGCUGUUCCCGUGCAUGAAUCCGUCUCGGUCGACAGCAAGGCCAAGACGAAGGACACGGAGCUCGAAAAGGCGAACCGCACAGUCUUCCUCUCCAACGUUGCCUCCGAAGCGAUCGACAACAAGGCCGCCAAGCGCACCCUUGAAGCCCAUCUCUCCAGCGUCCUCGACAAGGACGCCAAGCCCCCGCAAAAGAUCGAGUCCAUCCGCUUCCGCUCCAUCGCCUUCUCAGGCGGCGCCCUCCCCAAACGCGCGGCCUACAUCACAAAGUCGCUCAUGAACGAGACGACAAAGUCCGCCAACGCCUACGUCGUCUUCUCCACGCCCGCCGCCGCGCGCAAGGUCUGCGCCGAGCUCAACGGCACCAUUGUCCUCGACCGCCACCUGCGCGUCGACAGCGUCGCCCACCCAGCGCUGACGGACCACCGCCGCUGUGUCUUUGUCGGCAACCUUGGCUUCAUCGACGACGAGACCAUCCUCGCCACCAACGAGGAGGGCGAGACGGUACAGAAGAAGCGCACCAAGGUGCCCGCCGACAUUGAGGAGGGCCUCUGGAGGACGUUUGGCAAGCAUGCCGGCAAGGUCGAAAACGUGCGCGUUGUUCGCGAUCCCAAGACAAGAGUGGGCAAGGGCUUCGCCUACGUCCAAUUCUAUGAUGGCAACCACGUAGAAUCGGCCCUCCUCCUAGACGGCAAGAAAUACCCUCCCAUGCUCCCCCGCAUCAUGCGCGUUACCCGCGCCAAGGCCCCUCACAAGACCGCCCUCGCCAUGGAGCGCACUAUCAAGGCCAGAGCCGCCCAGGCAGGUGCCUCUGGCGCCCCCGGCAGCACAAAGUACAAGGCCAAGAUCACCCCGGAGCAGCAAUCCCUGGCCGGCCGCGCCGGCCGUCUUCUGGGCCGUUCCGGAGCCCGUCGCGAGCGCGGAGGGGGGGACAACAGGAAGCCGCGCCCGGCCAACGGCUCCGGCGCCAUCCCGAAGGAAGAGAUGAAGGCGCCCGAAGACUUCAUCUUCGAGGGUCGUCGUGCCAGUGCCAAGGACGGCAGGCCUAAGGAUCUCAAGUUUGGAAAGCGGAAUAAGGCCAAGGGCGGCGUCAAGAAGACGAAGCCCACGGGCCGUGGCGCCAAGAGGGCCGCGGAGUGGAAGAAGAAGCAAAAAUGA